AUGUCCAACCAAAGACAAGCCUCCUCCGCUUCCCAAGUCCCCCACCUUUCACCCGCCGAACUCUCCUACCUCUAUACCUCCCUCAGCCUGCCUAAGAACCCAAUUCGACCAGAUGGACGUUCUCCCACACAGUUCCGCCCUCUCUCUGCAGAGACAAACAUCCUACCUGGCACCAACGGCAGUGCGCGCAUCGGAUUCGCAGAUGGCACACAAGCGAUCGUUGGAGUGAAAGCCGAAGUUGAGAAGACCGUCCUUGCAGCUGACACGCUCGACUCUCGGAGUCUGGCGCAGCACGGCGACGCACUGAACCGUGAAGGCGAGCAAGGCUCUGCGGCUGUUUCCGGGCACGGCGAGUGGGUGCAGAUGUCGAUUGAGAUUCCCGGAUUCCGGGACGAUGAUGCGCUGCCUGUGUUCUUGAGUGAGAUGAUGCGGGAGAGUCUUGUUGGUUCCGUUUCCAAUGAGAACGGAUCGAAAGAGAUGGCCGGUGGAUUGAAAGGGAGGCUCGUUAUUAACAAGCGGUGGCAUUGGCGCUUGUAUAUUGAUGUCUUGCUUCUCUCCCAGCCACUCUCAUACCCCCUCCCCCUCCUCUCGCUCACGACCCAUCUCGCCCUCCUCAACACCAAGCUCCCCAAACUCAAGUCUACAGGUGAAGAAGAUCCUUUCUUCGAUGAUGACUGGGCUGCUGCUGAGUACCUUUACCCGCGCUCCAACAAAAAAUCUUCUCUCUCUGCUGCACCAUCACACCCCGUCCGCCCACCUGUAACGCUGCUCGUGAUCUCCGUUGGCGAAAAUGUCAUCUUCGAUCCCAACCGCGAGGAGAUCGCUGUCGCAGAUGCUGUGUUGGCCAUUUCAAUUACGCGCAGCAACGAUUCUGAUACCUUGAGAUUGCUCUCUAUCCGCUCUAUCGACCCUCCCUCCCGCCUCACCCAGCCUGGUAUCCCCAAUUCUGAGAAUGUGAAUAUGCUCGGUGCUACAGCUGGGCCUGGCGAGGAAAGUGGUGGCCAGGAGGAAGUCAAUGGUGUCUGGCGGCCCCGCCGAGGUGGGAUUCAGCGCAGUAUCAUUGCUCGUAUGGUUAAGACUGUUCUCGGCAAGGGAGGUGUUGGCGAGGAGGUUCUUGAGGGCCUUGAGGGAGUUGAAGUGCAAUGA
Penicillium paradoxum is the source of this 1146-nucleotide messenger RNA. Its product is annotated as exosome non-catalytic core subunit RRP42. The coding region runs from base 1 to 1146 and encodes 381 amino acids. NCBI's taxonomy places the organism in Eukaryota, Fungi, Ascomycota, Eurotiomycetes, Eurotiales, Aspergillaceae. The record is from RefSeq and is a predicted model, not a curated record. Gene Ontology annotation, cellular component: nuclear exosome (RNase complex); cytoplasmic exosome (RNase complex). The transcript has 2 exons. Gene Ontology annotation, biological process: nuclear polyadenylation-dependent mRNA catabolic process; U1 snRNA 3'-end processing; nuclear mRNA surveillance.